Messenger RNA from Iphiclides podalirius (scarce swallowtail), 6285 nucleotides. NCBI's taxonomy places the organism in Eukaryota, Metazoa, Arthropoda, Insecta, Lepidoptera, Papilionidae. The record is from the annotation of a GenBank genome assembly.
AUGCAUCAAAAAUGGAAGUAUAUUAUUGCGAACUGGAUCAACUGUUACUUCUAUGAAAACAAUAAUAAAAACGAAAAACUCGUGAAGCAUGAAUCUUUAGUAAACAUCAUAUCCCAUUUAAGAGAUAAUUUCAAUCUUGACGAGUCGAAAUCCUCUGUUUUUAGCGGACGUUCUUUAGAGGAGUUCAUUGCAGAAAAGUAUCCUGGUUUUACAUUUGAAAAUGGUACUGUUGAAGUCACGAAUGAAGAAGAAAUAUACAUAGCGGCAUCACUUUUACUUUUUUUUGUUUGUGUUAAUUCAAAAGACGUGGAUAUAAAAAGUGCGAUGUGCAGUAAGUUGAGUACUGGUGAUCAAGAAGUUAUAUUAAGGUACAGCAAGACUUUAAUGGAGUGCCAUUCAAUAUCUUCUCACGAUGUUAUUGCAGCCAUUGCAGAGGCCUGCGGUCCAGAUAUGGCGACUGGCGAAGGGGCCUGUGGUCAAUCCAUGGUGGCGGAGACCCCACCCGCGCUGCGCUCCCUUCACGGCGAGGUCCGGCGGCUGCAGGCGACGCUGGAUGCGGAGAGAUUUGACAAGAACUACUUACAGGACGAACUAGCCAGGACCAAUUUGAAAAUGGAAAAAUUGCUGAAAGAUAAAGAGCAAUAUAAGAUGGACAUUAUGAAUCUCAAAGCGAAAAUAUCAAUGUGUUGCGGUCAGGAUACCGAAACUCAAAGAGUCGAAGCCAAAAGCAGCGAGAUUGUCAAGUUGUCCAAACAAUUGCAAUUGAUGGAGCAACGUGUUGUCGAUGUACAGGAGCAGCUGGAAGAAGUGCAGCACGAAAGGGACACUUAUAAAACUAAGUUGGACGACUUAAAAGGUGAAUGUGAUCGGUUACUAUUGUUAAGUCAAGAGGAAGCCUCUCGAUCCAGGCAUUUGGCUGAGGAGUUGGAGACGGAGAAAAGACAGAGUCAAACCUUACCUGUCUGUAGCGAAGUUUGCGCGAAUGUGGUUGAAGUUCAGUUAGGCGAAGAAAGAGCGAAAUGUUUGGCACUAAAGCAACAAAUUCAAUCAUUGCAGGAUGAAAUGAAGGAACAAAUACAAAUAGCUGAAACUUUGCAGAAAAGUGUAACAGAUAGAGAGAAUGACAUUUUAAAUCUUAAACACCGUAUAAAUGAAGAAAUUGAAGAAAAAAAUAAUUUGAAAUCUUAUUUUGACAAAGAAAUCACGAAAUUAAAUAAUUUAGUUAAUGAAUUAGAACAAAAAAUAAAAGAUAAUGUAAAACAUUCAAGCUCAGUUAUUGAGAAAAAGAUGCAAGAUAUUCAAACACUGCAGGAAGAAAAAUUGUCACUUCUCCAAAGCUUGUCUGACGAAACUACAAAAUCCGAGAACAUGAUCAAAAACUUGAAAACCGAAAUAGAUUCAGAAAAACUUUCAAAGUCGAAAAUGAGAGAUGAUUACGAAAAUCUUGUUAUGAAGAUGAAAGAAAAAGUAUUGAAUAGAAAUAAUGAGUUGGUAGAGCAGCAAAAUAAUAUUUUGAAAAAGAGUGAAUUGAUUGAGCAACUAAAUUUAGAACUUCGAAAGGAACGGGAGCUCAAAGAUGAAACAAUUAAUAAAUACAACAAAGACUUGGAACUUUUGCAUGCACAAAAAAGCAAUGUUGAAAAGGAACUGCAAGGUAAAUGUAAGGAGGUUACAGAAUUGGUAAAACAAAUACACCAACGCGAUGAAUGCAUUGAAGAAAUGGUCAAAGAUCUUGAAUAUUUCAAAAUGUCGACGUCGACUUUAAAAGAAGAUUGUCGAAUUCUAGAAGAAAAUAAACGGUCUUUGCUUGAUGACAUUCAAAAUCGCCAAAUCAGCGCUGAGAAAUUGCGCAUAGAAUUAGAUACACUGAAACAGAUGCAUAAUGAAGAGAAGGAUAUGCUUCAAUGCAAAUUUGAAGAAAUGUGCGCCAUGGUUAAAUCGCUUCAAACACAGUUGCAAAACGAAAUUGACUUUAAAUUGGGAAUACAACGUGAGCUAGAAAAGACCCAAGGCGUUAUCACCAAACUAUCCAAUACGAAUACAAAAUUACACGCUGAACAAGCUGAAGUUAUGAGUAAAAUGCUUGAAAAGGAUGAAAUAAUUAAGACAAAUAAUACAACAAUACAUGAAAAAGAAGAAUUAUUGUCAAAACUUCAACAGGACUAUUAUGUACUUAAAACUGAUACGGAACGGCUUUCGAUCGAACUUUUACAUAAAGUUAAACUGAUAGAAGAUUAUGAAGAUAAACUGGAGCAUCUUAACAAAUCAUUUGAACAACAAAAAUCUGAAUAUUGUAAAAUAAUCGACACACUUAACACAGAAUUAGCUACUGUAAAUGAUCAGAAACAAACUCUUGCUGAUUCCAGUAAGUCACUGAGUGACGAAAAUAGUCUAGUAAUUAAAAAAUUCAAUGAGAAAUGUGAUAUCAUUACGCAAAUGGAGAUUGAGCGGGAAAAUUUAUCACAGAAAAUGGAGGAAAAGGGAGCGAUAAUUCAAACACUGGAACGAAAAUUAAAUGACAAAAUGGUUGCGUUUAUGGAGAUUGAAAAUAAUUUUGAGCAUGAAAUAUCUAAACUUGUUUCCAAAUUAAGUGACACUGAAAAAACAUUGAAAGAAGUUACCAUACAUUCUAAUAAAGUUAUUGAAAACCAAGAAAUACAAAUACAAUCAUUAAAGGCAGAGAUAUUCAAAUUGAAAGGUAUAAUUGAGACAAGUUUUAAAGAAAAAGCUAAACUUGAAAGUGAGAAAGCAUGUCUAGAGAAUAAAAUUGAAGAAACAAUGGUAAAGAUUAAUGAAAUCGAAAAUGAUUACAAAAGCAAAUGUGAUACUCUUGAAGGAAGACUUGAUGAUCUGAAACUUGAAGUAAUAGAUAGAGAUGAAGAAGUUAGUCAUUUAAAUGCUAAAAAUAGUUUAUUAUUUUCCUCACUUUCAGAGAAGGAAAAAGAACUAUCAAUUUUGCAAGACGAAAAUUGUGAAUGGAAAAGCAUAAAAGACAUUAUGGACGAAACUUUGAAGAAGGAAAAACAAUCUAUGCAGGAGUCAUUAUUUAAACUUAACAAUAAUAAUUCGAAACUAAUGGAAGAGUUAAAACAAAAUCAACAAACUAUUGAAAUACUGGAAGAGAAAUUGAAAACUUCAAAUAGUAGUAUUGCUUCUUUGGAAGCAGAUAAAGAAUUAACGCAAGAACUAGACAAACAGAGGGCAGCAGUAUUACAAAAUCAAAAAGAAAUUGAAUGCAAAGAGAUCACGAUAUCCGAGCUGAAAUCCAGAGUUAGUGCGAUUGAAAAUGUAACGAAAGAAAUGGAAGUAAUUAAAAAAGAUAAUGAACAAAUUAUUGAAAGGCUUAGGAGAAAAGAGCAGGAAUGUGCGUUAAUACAAAUCGAAAACGAUGAGUGGAAAAUAAAAAAAGACGCAUUGGAAGUUGAAUUCGAAAAUGAAAAGAAGUUCUUGCAGCAAGCGCUAAAAAUGCAAAUUGAGAACAAUCAGAAACUAGAAACUGAUGCUCAGGUACAAGUACAAAAGGCAUUAGAGCUUCGAGAGAAAUUACAAGCUCAUGACAUAAUGAUUGGUAAAUUACAAAGUGAAAAAGUAACCCAAGAGAAACAACUUAAGGAUUUGGAAAACAAAAUAGCUUUGUAUGAAGCACAAAAGGACUCUCUUACCAAAGAGAAUAGUACAUUGACUAACGAGCAAAAUGACACUAUGACAAAAUUUAAAAAAUUGCAAAAUGAACUUGACUUUAUUAAAAAUGAAAAAGUUAUUCAACUGACGGAGGAGAAUACUCGUUUGAGUAAUACUUUAGAACAAAAUAAAUCUAUGAUACCCACUCUGGAGAAGCUAAUCAAGAAGGAACUGGAACAGAAUGAACUUUUGCGUAAAGAAAAUAGCGCAGAGAAAUCGGAGCUUAUUCAGAAAUGCAACAUCCUGCAAGAGAAUCAACGAAGUGUGGAACAAGAACUAAAUCAAAGACGUGCCGAAAUAAAAGCGUUACAAGAUGAAAUUCUAAAUAUAAAAUCUGAAGCUGCAAGUCGAGAAGAGGAUCUGAAAGCACAAAAUAUUAAAUUAACAAAUGUAAUACAAGAAAAGGAGGAACUGCUCAGUAAAAUAAAUGACGAGCUAUCUAAAGAAAUCUUACUCAACGGUCAAUAUCAAAAAGAGGCGGAAUCGAGGGAAAAACAUAUUCGCGGAUUACAAAAUAUAUUGAAAGAGGAUAAGCAUGCAAUGGUUGAGGUUUUAAUGAACGAAAAUAAAAAAUUAAUUGCACAAAUUGAAUCAAAUGCUGUUUUGAACAAGGAGAAGUGUUCCGGCGAGUGCGAUGGUCGAGCCGAAAAAAUUCAAGACGAUCUUCACCCACAGGUAGAUUGCAUAUCUUCCACAAACGUUUCUUAUCCAACCAUGGAUUGUAAUAAAACAAUUAGAGACCUAGAAAAAAUCCUGAACGACAAAAACAGAACGAUAACUUUCCUUCAAGUCGAAAUAACAUUUUUGAAGUCUCUGAUGGCGGAAUCCGAGAACAAAGUCUUGGAUUUAACCAAAAACUUGGAAGUGAGUCAAGAGAAUUGUCAGCAGUUGUCAAUCGAUCUCAAGAAAAUCCUUCAACAAAAGAACGAGGAAAUCGCCGACCUCAAAAGCAAGAUUUCCAAGAUGACCGCAAUGGAAAACCGCGCCAGUCAAAUAAUCAAGGUGUCCGCCAAAUACCAGGAGAUAAUACACAAACGGAUGGCCGAGAUAAAAUCGAACACGGUCCUGAAGGAGCUGACCAACUUCGGCAACGUGGCGAACUGCGACGGCGAUCUGAAGCGCGGCCUCAACUCGGGCGCUGUCACGAUGGAGGACCUCGAGAGCUUCCUGGAGACCACCGAGAGGCACAUCAGGCGGUGCUCAGAAAAGCGGGCCGCCUUGCAGAAGGAGCGGGACCGGCUGCUCGAGGUGAACAGGAUAAACGAAUCGGAGAUUAUAAGCGUGAGGAAGUUCCUCGCCGAGCUAUCGGUGAGCGUGAGGACGUUCAGCUCGGUGAAGGAGGUGUACGCCCAGCAGCUGAGCAGGGUCGUGUCGCUGCAGCGGACGGUGAGGCGGGAGAUCCUCGAGGCGGAGGAGCGUUUGACGGAGGCGGCGGCCUGCGGCCUGGAGAGGGGGUACGCGGCCGCCAUGCAGGACCUGGCCGAGUGCGCGAUGAACCUGCAGCGCUGGGCGGACAGGUGCCACGGCCGCGCCCUCUCGGCGGAGAGGAUCAAGCAGGCGUUCAGCGGCGGGCAGGAGCUCGAGCGCGGCUCGCUCGCCGCCGCAUCCUUCCAGAACGCCGGCCUGGAGGCGCAGAUGGAGCAGCUGGCCGGCUCCUUCCAGAAGCUGCUGGAGGAGGCGGCGCGCGCGCGGAGCGGCAACGGCGCCAGGGACGCGCUCGCAAUGACCGUGCGCGAGGUGCGCGCCGAGUACGAGGAGAAACUCGCCCGGAUGAAGACUAAAAUGAAAGAGCUGUACCAAAAAGAGGUGCAGAGUUUCAAAGAGGCACAGAGAGAUGAGAUUAAAGUACUCCACCAGGAGUUGCAGUCGACCAAGGAGACGUUAAAACAGGCACGUAAAUACUACGAGGACGAAAUACGGUCCUUGAACCUCGAACUGUGGACGUUGGGUGAGAAAUUCCUGGGCAAGAACGACGAAGCGGAAUGGCUGAGACGGAAGCAACGCUCCGAAUCCCUUAUGUCAUUGCAACAUGUUCCUACGGCUGCAUUUGCUACUCAAACCGAAGAGCCUUGUAAGGGAACAGACAGUCAUUCCCUUCGGUCUCUACCCGUAAAUAUGAAUAAAAAAAGAGAGGGUCGCGGUUUGCACAUGUCGGACGAGGAGGGCGAGGUGUUCGACAACCGGUGCCUGCGCGAGCUGAACACGCCGCGCGCGCCCCGCCUCUCGGAGCUGCGCUGGCGGAACUCGCUCUGCCCCCCCCACCUCAAGAGCUCCUACCCCGCCGAGACGCAGUUCGCGCCCGCCCUGCGCGAGGAGGACAUUAAGGCUGGCCCCACAGACGCCUCCGUUGGUGAACGCCAACAGAGGAAGGAGGUUGGAAUCACCGCGUACAAGAAGCCCGGUCCGCCCACGCCGAGCAAGCAGGCGGGCAGGCUGUCAGCUACGGAUUCCGAGUUGCGAGAGUCUCUACGCGUGGAGGCAGAGCCUCAGCCGCGGAAGACUGCAACACCGUCGAGGCUGCGCCUAUUAUUUACCUCGGCCAGGAAUGAUACAGUAGAAGGAACGCCGCGCAGUAGAAGAUUGAGCAACUUCUUUAGAAAAAAA